Messenger RNA from Penicillium hordei, 447 nucleotides. RefSeq lists its product as uncharacterized. Lineage: Eukaryota; Fungi; Ascomycota; Eurotiomycetes; Eurotiales; Aspergillaceae. Gene Ontology annotation, cellular component: cytoplasm. The transcript has a single exon. Gene Ontology annotation, molecular function: phosphopantetheine binding. Gene Ontology annotation, biological process: secondary metabolite biosynthetic process; amino acid activation for nonribosomal peptide biosynthetic process. The record is from RefSeq and is a predicted model, not a curated record. Bases 1 to 447 code for a protein of 148 amino acids.
AUGGUCUAUACACUUUUUCACAUAAUCAAGCAGGUCCGCUCUGCAGGCACUGGCGCGACCCUUGCCGACAUUAAGCUUUACAGUCCCUACCACCGAGACCAAAUAGCGAUAUGGAACUCUUUCGCUCCAAAACACGCGCAGUCAACAGCGCCGCAGCUCAUCUCGCACUGGGCACAAUCAGCUCCAACUAAGAUCGCUAUCGAGGCUUGCGACGGCGUGCUGACGUAUAGCCAGAUUGAUAAAUAUGCUUCCGCUCUGGCACUCCACAUCCAGUCCAACCUCGCCUUGUCACCUGCCGAAGAGACGAUCGCCAUCUGCUUCUCGCGAUCCCGCUGGGUGCCUGUCACUAUGCUGGCCGUGCAGCAGUUGAAACGAGCAUAUUUAGCUCUAGAACAAAGCCAUCCAACUCAGCGCCUCUUACAGCUGGUGCAACAAGCCGGAGCAUAG